Budorcas taxicolor (takin) is the source of this 1166-nucleotide messenger RNA. Its product is annotated as mitochondrial import inner membrane translocase subunit Tim23. The transcript is spliced from 7 exons. Gene Ontology annotation, biological process: protein import into mitochondrial matrix. The record is from RefSeq and is a predicted model, not a curated record. Bases 150 to 779 code for a protein of 209 amino acids. Gene Ontology annotation, cellular component: mitochondrial inner membrane; TIM23 mitochondrial import inner membrane translocase complex. NCBI's taxonomy places the organism in Eukaryota, Metazoa, Chordata, Mammalia, Artiodactyla, Bovidae. Gene Ontology annotation, molecular function: transmembrane protein transporter activity.
UUUAGCGAGCACCGGCGCCCGGAAGGUCAGCGUGUGAAGGAGCCGGUGGUAACGCGGGUCUCCCCGCUCUUACCGAGGAGCGACGGCCGAGCAGACUACCUCGGCCGGAGGCGGCGGGGAGAAGCAGACGGGCAGUUUGCUGCGACACCAUGGAGGGCGGCGGGGGUAGUGGCAACAAAACCACUGGGGGGUUGGCCGGCUUUUUCGGAGCCGGCGGGGCAGGCUACUCGCACGCGGAUUUGGCUGGAGUCCCGCUAACUGGUAUGAACCCUCUGUCUCCUUAUUUAAAUGUGGAUCCACGGUAUCUCGUACAGGAUACAGAUGAGUUUAUUUUACCAACUGGAGCUAAUAAAACCCGGGGCAGAUUUGAACUGGCCUUCUUUACCAUUGGAGGAUGUUGUAUGACAGGGGCCACAUUUGGGGCAAUGAAUGGUCUACGGCUAGGAUUGAAGGAAACCCAGAACAUGGCCUGGUCCAAACCAAGAAAUGUACAGAUCUUGAAUAUGGUGACUAGGCAAGGGGCACUUUGGGCUAAUACCCUAGGUUCUCUGGCUUUGCUUUAUAGUGCAUUUGGAGUCAUCAUUGAGAAGACGAGAGGUGCAGAAGAUGACCUUAACACGGUAGCAGCUGGAACUGUGACAGGCCUGCUGUAUAAAUGUACAGGCGGCCUUCGAGGGGCAGCACGAGGCGGCCUAGCAGGACUAACGCUUACGAGCCUCUACGCUCUGUACAACAACUGGGAGCACAUGAAGGGUUCUGUGCUCCAGCAGUCACUCUGAAGAUUCUGCUAGUUUACAAACGGAGGACGCUUAGUAGUCACCCUGAUCAGUUUAUAAGUCAGUCUGGAGGCAUUUACUCUUCUACAACUAAUUUGAAAAACUAGAGAUUCCAAUUUGCUGUGAUGAAGAACAUGGAUGGUUGACCAGGACUGGCACUCCUUCCAGCCUUUACUGAGUUGAAGACAAAACACCCCUUGGCGGCUGAGUGAUGUGGUUCUCCUAAGAAGACCUUGCACCUGUUUUUGCUCGUACCCACUUCUGGAAAACCACUUAAUCCCAGAAUGCAGGCCUGCUUGUCAAUACUGUACCAGCCACAUUUGUUCAUUUAAUGAUCCAAGACUGUAGUAUUGCUCUGUAUUCCCAAUAAAGGGUGAAAAUAGAACUGAA